This is a messenger RNA of Danaus chrysippus (African queen), 429 nucleotides long. NCBI's taxonomy places the organism in Eukaryota, Metazoa, Arthropoda, Insecta, Lepidoptera, Nymphalidae. The record is from the annotation of a GenBank genome assembly.
AUGAUAGAAUUUACCAGAGCAGAAGUUGAAAAAAAAUAUACUAAGUCCAAUGGAUACAAGGAAGACGCUGUCGUCAUAUAUGGCGACACUGACUCAGUCAUGGUCAAAUUUGGUGUGAAAACUUUAGAAGAAAGCAUGGAGCUUGGUAGAGAAGCUGCUGAAUUUGUGACUUCAAAAUUUGUUAAACCCAUUAAAUUGGAGUUUGAAAAAGUAUAUUACCCUUACCUUCUUAUUAAUAAAAAGAGGUAUGCGGGACUCUAUUUUACUAAACCAGAUAAAUAUGAUAAGAUGGAUUGUAAAGGCAUAGAAACUGUCAGAAGAGAUAACUGUCCCUUAAUUUCGAAUAUGAUGAGUACUUGUCUUCAGAAACUUUUAAUAGAUAGAGAUCCUGAUGGUGCUAUUAAUUAUGCCAAACAAAUGAUAUCCUGA